Syngnathoides biaculeatus (alligator pipefish) is the source of this 1318-nucleotide messenger RNA. It is a transcript of the gene m6pr, whose product is annotated as mannose-6-phosphate receptor (cation dependent). The transcript is spliced from 7 exons. Gene Ontology annotation, biological process: protein targeting to lysosome. Gene Ontology annotation, cellular component: trans-Golgi network; Golgi apparatus; endosome. Gene Ontology annotation, molecular function: protein domain specific binding. The record is from RefSeq and is a predicted model, not a curated record. Lineage: Eukaryota; Metazoa; Chordata; Actinopteri; Syngnathiformes; Syngnathidae. The coding region runs from base 288 to 1130 and encodes 280 amino acids.
UGGAAUGUGUGGUUUCACUUCCGCACUCUGUUCACCGUUUUCCCCUCGUAUCACAUUAGCCAACCGAAUGACGUUUAAAACAUUUCAAGAAAAGACAUUAUCUGCCUCGUAAAGCAACCAGGGCUUUUCGAAGCCUCCAAUAAUUAUGUCAUUGUUUUACGCAAGAACCAAUGUGGAGCAACGCGUUUGUUAAGGUCAACCAGGAAGUGCGUUAACGCUGCAUCUCUUGUACGCUUCAGUAACUAACUGGCUGCUUGGAGACGAAACUCCAUCUUAAAGCUGAAAUAAUGCAGGUGUUGACGCAUCCCACUGGAAGGUGUAGUCUCUUGGUGUGGACACUGAUGGUUCAGUUGAUCCUACGAGGGAGUGGAGUGUACGCCAACGACGCCACCAACAACUGCAAACUCAACUUUGAAUCCGAUUCGGAACGGAAAGUCCUCCAACGGAUAGAGCCGCUCGGCCACAGGAACUUUACAGCGGAGACCAAGAUUGGAGAGGACAAGUACUCGUACGUGUUCCAGUUGUGCGGCGACGCAGGCGGUGUUCCUGGAGCCGGCGUCAUUCAAGUGGAAGUCCAAAAAACAGAGAAGAAAGUCACUGUGAUUGGCAUGUACAAUGCAACAGAAGUCAUUGGAGGAAGCGACUAUGUGUGGUUGGUCUACGGCAAUGGAGAAAAAUACGACACCCACUGCUCCAAGGAACAGAGAAAAGCCUUUGUGAUGAUUUUUUGCAACCGGAAUUUGGAACUGGGCCAGUUAGAGGUUGUCCAGGAGAACAGGGAGCGGGAGCAGAACUGCUUCUACCAGUUCAAGUUGGAGUCUAGCGCCGUGUGCCCACCUCUAAAAUACAAGUUCAGCGCCGGCUCCAUUGUACUCAUUGUCGCGUUCUGCCUUGUAGCCGUUUACCUGAUUGGAGGUUUCCUCUACCAGCGGCUCAUCGUGGGGGCCAAAGGAAUAGAGCAGUUCCCCAACUACGCUUUCUGGGCGGAGGUCGGCAAUCUCUCGGCAGACGGUUGUGACUUUGUGUGCCGCUCACGGGAUCGAGAGGAGGCCUCGGCUUACAGGGGAGUGUCUACGGAGCCUCUGGACGAGGAGCCAGAAGAGCGAGAUGACCACUUAUUACCGAUGUGACCCCGCAUCAAUCAGUUUUUCCACUGUGACUUUUUCUGACAGCUUUGAUGAAAGUGCUCGUAGGCAAUCUCAGUUAUUGUACCGGUUUGAGUGUGCGUUCAUACGGCGUGCAGACGUGUACCUCGUUCACUUGUUUGAUGGUAAACAAAUGAGAAAUUCAUAAAGGAGAAGUGAGGUUUCUUAUGAAA